Dibothriocephalus latus is the source of this 420-nucleotide messenger RNA. Lineage: Eukaryota; Metazoa; Platyhelminthes; Cestoda; Diphyllobothriidea; Diphyllobothriidae. The record is from the annotation of a GenBank genome assembly.
GUAAUCUCGCCUAUCCUACGGGAGAAGGACGCACUUAUAACCCUGACUUACCGUGCCUGCGCCACCGAUCUCGAAGUGCGCAUCCCUGUAUGUUGUGGCAAAGAGAGGUUAGUGGGCCCUCGACCUGCAACGGAGUACCUCAGUGAGAAUCCCAGUCACCUGGUCGCCUUCCCACCCAAGGACUUACGCCUUCUGCCUAGCCUGAAGCCAAAUUCUUGCCUCGAGCCGGCUGAGGUAUUUGUCUGCGGAGCCUGCGACAAAGUCUACGCAGCGCCUGUUCUUGAGGCCUUUCAAAAGCGUGUCUAUGAGAUCGAAGACAAGGCGGGAGUAGUCGAGAACAGUACAUGGGCUUUGACUGCUGGAAAGGUGGUUGCCUCCUUAGAAGUUCGCUUGGUCCGUCCUCUUUUAAUGGGAGCCUGA